Messenger RNA from Heteronotia binoei (common prickly gecko), 5581 nucleotides. RefSeq names its product cilia and flagella associated protein 65 (gene CFAP65). The transcript has 33 exons. The coding region runs from base 2 to 5536 and encodes 1844 amino acids. Lineage: Eukaryota; Metazoa; Chordata; Lepidosauria; Squamata; Gekkonidae. The record is from RefSeq and is a predicted model, not a curated record.
GAUGCUCACUCAGGUGCACAGAUCUACAUCCAGCUCAGAUCCUCUUCAGAGACUCUGUCAUGGCGGUACCAUGCAGAAGGUGUCUGUCCCCAUACGAAGACCUCUAGUCUCCACCCUGAGGAAACACAAGGAGAGGAAUACUUUCGGGGGCAUUGAAGUAGCUGAGGCUCUCUACUGGCGUCGAUGGUGUCUGGGAAAAGAAUUCACCAAACAUUUAACUCUGAAAAAUAUUUGUCUGAAAACCCAGAAGCUGAGAUUCAGACCACCCGCUACACAUUUCUUCAUCACUGUUUUCCCACAGCCAAUUAUUCUGAGCCCUGGGAUGUCUUUAACUCUGCCUAUCGUCUUCCGACCUUUGGAACAGAAGGAAUAUGAAGAUAGCAUCCUCUUUGAAAAGCCAGAGGGAGUAUUCUCUGUUGCAUUGUGUGCUAAGCUGCCACGCUUCAGCUUGCUAUUCCCAGACAGUAUUCAGCUCCCUCCCUGUGCUGUCUAUGACUGCACAUGGGCUUCGUUUACCCUGCACAAUGAUGGGGAUGUAUAUACAUGCUUUAGCUGGGAGGUGUCAACACCUUUCAACUUCAUUCCUUCCCAUGGCAUGUUGGAUCCAGGUCAAGAGUGCCCAAUAAAGGUGACCUUUCAACCUCAUGCAGCUCUGGUGCAUGAUGUGUCAGCAACAUGCAGCUUUGGAGAAACUCAGGAGCAGAAGUCCAUGAGACUAACAGCUGUUGCAAAAUAUCCCCAUCUGCUGGUGAAUGUGCUAGGAGACUCAUGCGAAGAAGCUGGGCAUAGACAUUUCCGGGAUGUGCUCUGCUUUGGCUCUGUUGCUGUUGGUAGCACUGUGGAAAGAUAUGUGGAGAUCUGCAAUAUGUCUGUGGUUAAUGCUCCAUUCCGGAUUGAAAGAUCAAAAGAAUUAAUGCUUCGUGACUGUGACUUCUUUUGCGAUGUCACCCAAGCCGUUGUUUCGGCUGGUGGGAAGUUUCUCGUCCCCUUUCGUUUUAACCCGAGGAUUGUGGACAUGAACAGUGUGGAUUAUUUCACUGUUGCACCUGCUGGGAAUGUGACACAUUCUGUGCUGAAGCUGACAGGAUCAUGCAAAGGUCCUGGAGUUUCUCUUCAUCCUUUUGUCUACUUUGACUGCAUUAACCUAGGGGAGAGCUUAACUCGGCCCUUAAACAUCACCAAUACUUCUGAUGUCCCAGCCUAUUAUCAAUUUGACAUUGACUGUAAACAGAGUAUCUUUUAUUUUGACCACCCAUGUGGAAUUUUGUCUGGGAUGUCCACUAUUACACUGAAGGUGACCUUCCAGCCCACCUAUCCAAUGAUUUAUUACCGAAGAGUGGUUUGCCUUGUACAUCACCAGGACCCAUUGUUCCUGGAUUUGUUUGGGACGUGCCACUCAGACACAAUGAAACCAGAAAUUCUAAAACUGAAGGACCUUAUAAGGUAUAGGACACAUAUGGCCCGAGGACUGACCUUUUACCCACCAGAUGUCCUGGGUACCAUGCUGAGGGAAGGCAAGUUGCUGCUGGAUCAAAAUGGAGCCCUCACACUUCCUCCAGAGAUGCUGGAGGACAAGGCACCUGAGGAAUAUCCUUCUCUUGAGCCCAUGGUUGAAUACUUCCACGAUGGAGUAAACAGUGACCUCACUGUGUUUCCUCCUCAUGUCAGCCUGAGCACCAAUGAGUUUGAUUUUGGCUGCUGCAUAGAGCUUCAAAAUAUACAGCCACUUCCUCUCUGCCUGACUAAUUGCACGAAAGGAAAGAUCACUGUCAAAUGGACAAACAAGCCAGAGAGUCCUUUCCAGGUGGCUCCAGAUAGUUGUGACAUCCCACCUCUUAAAUCUAUGGCUUUUUUUGUCACUUUUCAGCCUCCUCAGCUCAACUCUUUGUAUGCAGCAGAACUAGAAGGGUUUGCCUUCUACAAGGUGUUACGGAACUACAACAAUAUUGAAGAGCCCACCACCAUAUGCCCGUCGUGGAGCUUCACCGUCCGUUUGCGUGGACAUACUUUUGAACCUGGGCGACAGCACUUUAUCCCACAGUAUACUUUGGAAUCCUACAAGGUCUUUCCUCCAGUAUGCCAGAACACCACCACAUAUUGCAGCAUGCUGCUCUGCAACACAGGCACCACUGCCAUAAGCUUCCACAUGAGCCUGGAGAAGUGCCCUUCCAUUCUGAUCAAGCCUCACUUUGGGUUGAUUGCACCUGGAGCUCACCAGAUCCUCCUCCUCUCAACCUGUCCUCAGGAAACCUCUGUACAGCAGCAUACCUUGUCCCUGCAUCUCAACUUUUCUCCAUCAUUCACAAAGGAAAUCAUUCUCCAGAGCUGUGCUGAGCCUCUUGUCCUACUCUUAGAAGGUGAUGGCAGCAUCUAUUUCAAGCCCACGUGUGUGGGUCUCUCUUCCUCACAUACCUAUGCUAUAAAGAACUCCACUCGGCUUCCCAUGUUCUUCAAGUGGAAGAUCCAGCAGUCUGACAAAAAGUUCCUGUCUGUCCAGCCUGCUGAAGGGACUAUUCUUCCCAAUGAAGCUUUGGCUCAGACAUGGACCUUCACCCCUAGUGAGGAGAUAAAAUAUCUUCUGCGGGCUUGGGUGACGGUGUGGAGAGAUCAAGAGAUGCUGAAUGACAAAGCCCCAGAGAAUGUUCGUUAUCCACUACGAGUUAUCGGGGAGGGAGCAAUGGCCACCUUAACAGCACUAGAAGAGCAAGUGGAUGCUGGCAGUAUCUUAGUUGGCAGAACACAGUCAUGUGAAUUUGUGCUGUUAAACAAUGGGGCCUGUUCCCUAAAAUAUAUACUCAGUGUGGAGCAGUCGAUCACUGGACCGUGUGACCCUGAAGAAGUUGCCAGUGACACACUAGCAAUAGAACUUGACCACUACAGAGGAACAAUUCCUGCUCGGGGAAAGAUCUUGUUGCGAGCAACUUUUAGCCCAGCCCGUCAGUUGCACUACACCUGGACUGUCUUUUAUGCCCUCUCCACUGUGAAAGCCAAGGAACCUCUUGUAGAAAAGCAGCCAGUGUGUAGUGUGACAGCCACAGGCAUCUAUCCAUCCAUCUGCAUCACUGAUGCUUGCGGGACAGGCAGUGCCCGUGGCAUUUGCAAGCUGCACCUCUGGCAGCUUUUUUCCCUGGAGACUCUGAAUAAGUAUCUGGAGCGAGAUCCAACUCCGCAAGAGCUCACCUUCAGAGUGCCUACCAGACACAGCACACAACGGAUGCCCCCCGUUUACACCCCUGUCGUGCUGGAUUUCAACUUCGGCGCUGCUCCCGUCGGAAGUGAGCCCUCUGCGGUGGUGCUGAUGCUGCAAAAUAGUGGGGCGAUGCCUGUGAACUGGGCCUUUCUGUUUCCUUCCGACCAGAAGAUAGACAUGGAAUACUGGGCAGAAAGUGCUGAGUAUGAUCCCAGUGAGCUACACCAGAUGCGGAUCCAGGAUAACCGACUUUUUAGCAUUUGUCCCAAGUCAGGAAAUCUCCUUCCAGGGCAAGAGCAAACUGUACAUCUAUCCUAUAGACAUGAUUUCUUUGGUACUGACCGACUUCCGGUGUUGUUGAAGAUCUCCCACGGUCGAGAAAUUCUGCUGAAUUUUAUUGGCGUGACCUUGAAUCUAGAGCGGCACUACAUUCACUUCACUUCAACCAAGCAUGUGUUUACACCCAUUGCUAUUGGAACCUGUGACCCUCCUAAACAGAUCUAUGAACUAUACAAUGGAGGGGCUACGAAAGUAGUUUAUGAAAUCCAGGUGGAUGCUCUGAUGAAGGUUCAAGAAGAAAAUCAUCAGCAUGCAGUGUUUCUCUGUUUAAAUCCAAAAGGAGAGAUUGGCCCAGGCUUGACUGCCCAUACUGAGUGGAUUUUUGCCCCACUGGAAGCCAAAAUGUACUCCGUGGAUGUGCCCAUCCACAUCCUUGAGGGAGACUGUGCUCUGAUCACCUUCCAGGGCGUAGGCUAUGAUCCACAUGUUAUGAGAGAGGCGGCACAGUUUGAUAAAGUAGUGUCUCCUGUCACAGCACUAGGAUCUGCAAAAUUAACAGUGCCUGGCUUGGCAGUGUAUUUAUCUCAGCCCCGGAUUUGUUUUAGCAACAUCCCAGUUUACAGCAAAUGCAGCCGCCUCUUCUUUCUCAACAACACAUCUGAGAAGGAGGCAAUCGUUUUUACUUGGUACAUUGGAACUUCAAAUGCCAUGGUGGUGUUGAACAUUGUUCCAGAGACUGGGAUUGUUCCAGCUGGAGAGAGCACUCAUUGCGUUCUCACACUACAUACAAGUGAAACCCCUUGCUUCUACAAUGUUGAUCUGAUCUGUGAGAUUUUCACACAACAACCACUGGAUCAGUAUGAAAAAGAGCUGAAAGAAUGGGAAACUGAGAAGGCACGGCAGGCUGUGGAGUUCACCAUCACAGAAAAGGAUCUGCAUGUAAAGAAGAAUGUAAAAGAAUAUACCAAGGGUUCUUCAAAAUCCAUGGAGUCAGCAAAGUCCUUGAUGCCACAGACAGAGAUCCGGAAAUACAAGACUCUUCCCCCCAUUAAAAACAACAGUGCACCCAACCCCCCUGCCAGCCGUAGCCAGAGGAGACAAAUGAGGGACAAAGAGGCCAGAAAGCUGUGGGCCAAGCCAGAGCCCCCCCUGCCCUUCCUCAUGCACUUGGCAGUCACUGCCAGAUCUCACUCAGUCGAUGAUUUCCUGGACAGCUUCUCUGGUGAAAUGCCCCAGUAUUUCCUCUAUCGCCAACUUAAGACAACAGCGGCAAGAAAUAAUGCUUCAGAUAAAACACCUCUUGAUAAUGGCAAGAGCAAACGACGAACUGCAUUGGCUCCAACCUGGCAGGAACUAGCAAACUGUUCAAAACAGGAGGCGCAGCUAGUGACAGAUGUGCUGUCUACAGUAAUCAAGGGCUUGCUGGAGGAGACCCAGUUUCAUGAGGCAGUGGUGAGAAAUAUUGCUGAGCCCACACCUUACUUUUGCCAGUUUUGGAGUGAGGAGUCUGCCAAGCUGCAUGACAAGAAGCAGAGUUCUGGUACCUCCCCUAAAACUCCUUCCCCAGAAGUCAUUGCUAAGGACAAGAUAGGAGAGGAAGACACUAGGAGAGGGGAGGUAUCACCUUCAGGGACUUCAGAUGCUAUAGAGAGCCUAAGUGUCAUCAUUCGCAAGGAACAGUUCCAGGAGGAGAGAGAAGCCAUUCUCAGGAUGCCGGCAUAUGCAAAUCUGACAGAACUGGUACUGGACAAUACCAUCCAGAACAUUCUGGUGGAGGCCAGUCGUGGCGAGGUGGUGUUGACCGCAAGACCCAGAAUCAUUGCACUCCCUCCUCUUCUCUGCCAAAACUCCUCCGUGAAGGACCAGGAUACAUCAGCCAGAACUAAAGAUUUCCAUGGCAGCUCCAGUUCUAGAAGGAAAGUCAGGACAGGAUAUGAGGAAUACAGAGAUGUCAGUUCUGCUGAGUCCUGCGGCAGACUCUCCCAGCGUUUUGUAGCACCACCGAGCUGUAUGUCCAGCGAGAUGAAGGAUUCUGAUGCACCACGGCACAUCACUUUGCCCUCGUAGGCACCUGACAAACUCUGGGGCCGCCUGAGGCCAGUAUUUGCAGCA